This is a messenger RNA of Cololabis saira (Pacific saury), 604 nucleotides long. Its product is annotated as histone H2A-like. Gene Ontology annotation, molecular function: DNA binding; structural constituent of chromatin; protein heterodimerization activity. The record is from RefSeq and is a predicted model, not a curated record. Lineage: Eukaryota; Metazoa; Chordata; Actinopteri; Beloniformes; Belonidae. The transcript has a single exon. Gene Ontology annotation, cellular component: nucleosome. The coding region runs from base 3 to 389 and encodes 128 amino acids.
ACAUGAGCGGCCGCGGAAAGACCGGAGGGAAAGCCAGAGCGAAGGCCAAGACCCGCUCCUCCCGUGCAGGACUGCAGUUCCCAGUGGGUCGUGUCCACAGACUGCUGCGUAAAGGCAACUACGCUCAGCGCGUCGGUGCCGGCGCCCCCGUCUACCUGGCGGCUGUGCUGGAGUAUCUGACCGCUGAGAUCCUGGAGCUGGCUGGAAACGCUGCCCGCGACAACAAGAAGACCCGCAUCAUCCCCCGUCACCUGCAGCUGGCUGUCCGCAACGACGAGGAGCUCAACAAGCUGCUGGGGGGGGUCACCAUCGCUCAGGGCGGCGUGCUGCCCAACAUCCAGGCGGUGCUGCUGCCCAAGAAGACCGAGAAGGCCGCCAAGGCCAAGUAAAGCUGCUACUGAACCCCGAACCACAACGGCUCUUUUAAGAGCCACACAUCUGUCUUCAAGAGCUGUGAUCCGUCUUUAUUUACAAUGUAAACGAGGUUUUGAGGAGAAAAAGUUUUAUAUAUUGUAGCGUUCCUGCAACUAGACUCAAUUGUGACUAUUGUGUGUGAGUGAAUAAGAAAGGGAGGGACUUUGUGUGAGGGUUGCUAGGAAAUGUG